This is a messenger RNA of Frieseomelitta varia, 1863 nucleotides long. It is a transcript of the gene Trm1, whose product is annotated as probable tRNA (guanine(26)-N(2))-dimethyltransferase. Gene Ontology annotation, biological process: tRNA N2-guanine methylation. Gene Ontology annotation, cellular component: nucleus. NCBI's taxonomy places the organism in Eukaryota, Metazoa, Arthropoda, Insecta, Hymenoptera, Apidae. Bases 274 to 1803 code for a protein of 509 amino acids. Gene Ontology annotation, molecular function: RNA binding. The transcript has 2 exons. The record is from RefSeq and is a predicted model, not a curated record.
AUCUGUGAAACAAAUAAAUUUUCAAUUGUAAAAAAAACUAACUAAUAUAGUUAAUUUAUAAUUUUUGGUAGUUGUACUUGUUUAAUUAAAAUCCUGACUUAUAUUUACUGACAAUAACGCAGUAAAACUGCUUUAGAACUCUCAAAGUGUGUGACAAAAAUCACCAUUAAGUGAUAGGUUUACUAUCUACUUCUUAUAUAGCUAUGGUACUUAAUAAAAGUUUGUUAUUGCAAAAGCAUAACUGUGCUGUUGACAAAGAUUUAAAAUAAUAACAUGGAACAAUGUCUAAAAAAACCAAAAUUAGAUACAAGCAUAAAAGAAGGAGAAGCAGAAAUUUUAGUUAACAAUGCAAAUGUAUUUUACAAUCCUGUUCAAGAAUUUAAUAGAGACCUUGGUGUGGCUGCCUUAACAGCUUUUAUAAAAGACAUACAAGAACAAAAAACCGAAAGAAAUACAAAAAAAGAAGAUGGGAUCACUGUAUUAGAAGCUUUAUCUGCCACUGGUUUACGUAGCAUUCGAUAUGCUAAAGAAGUAAAAGGCAUAAAGCAAAUUGUAGCCAAUGAUAUCUGUGCAAAGGCUGUAGAAAGCAUUAAAAAAAAUAUACAACAUAAUGGAGUUGAAAAUCUUGUAAAACCAAGUCAUGAAGAUGCAACUUUACUCAUGUAUCAAAGUAGAAAGAACAAGUUCGACAUGAUAGAUUUAGACCCAUAUGGUUGUCCUACCAUAUUUUUGGAUGGAGCAGUACAAUGUGUAUCAGAUGGUGGAUUGCUUAUGAUCACGGCUACAGAUAUGGCAGUAUUAGCUGGUAAUAGCCCUGAAACUUGUUUUCUCAAAUAUGGAGCUAUCUCCUUGAGAUCUAAAGCUUGCCAUGAAAUGGCACUAAGAAUAUUAUUACAAAGUAUUGCUUCGCAUGCAGGGCGUUACGGUAGAUACAUAAUACCACUACUUUCUAUAAGUGUUGACUUUUAUAUAAGGGUAUUUGUUAAAGUAUUCUCUAGUCACAUUAAAUGCAAAGAGAAUGCAACUAAAAUUGGAAUGGUGUAUCAGUGUACAGGUUGCGAGAGUAUUAAUACGCAACCAUUAUGUUAUAAGAAGUCCACUGGAGGCUACAAAUUAACAUCUUCGCCUUAUGUGGAUCAACUUUGUAAAAUCUGUCAGCAUAAGCAACAUGAAGGAGGACCAAUAUGGUUAGGUCCUUUGCAUAAUGAAUAUUUUGUAAAUAAUCUUUUAUGUAAUUUAGACAGUAUAAAGUUGGGAACAUUCAAAAGGAUGGUAGGAGUUUUAAAUGUUAUUCAUGAAGAAUUAAAUGUUCCAUUAUAUUACACUCUUGAUCGUUUAAUGUCGAUAGUCAGAUGUGUCACACCAUCAAUGUUAAUAUUCCGCUCUGCGUUGUUAAAUGCAGGCUAUCGUGUAUCGUAUUCGCAUGCUUGCAAAACAUCUAUAAAAACGGAUGCUCCAAAUGAAGUUAUAUGGGAUAUUGUACGCGCAUGGGAAAAAAAUAAUUCCGUGAAAAGGGAUAAAUUAUCAAACGACAGUCCCGCUAUAAAAAUAUUAAAUACACCAACGACAACAAAUAUUUCAUUUGAUAUACAUCCGUUGGCAAAUCCAAUAUCCAGACUAAACAAGCUAACACGAUUUCAACAAAAUCCUACAGUUAACUGGGGUCCUGGUACACGUGCAAGAACAAGGAUAGACCUAGAAAAUGGUGUAGAAAAUUCAAAAAAAAUAAAAAACCAAAAUAAAAAUUCGAGAAAAGAGAAAGCACAUAUAGCAAACGACACUGAGGAAAUAAAAUCUUUAUAAAAUAGAUUUAUAUUCUUAUAUCAUCUUUUUAUGUCGAAAAAUGAAAAUGUAUAUAAACGA